This is a messenger RNA of Protobothrops mucrosquamatus (brown spotted pit viper), 338 nucleotides long. RefSeq names its product conserved oligomeric Golgi complex subunit 5-like. Gene Ontology annotation, biological process: intra-Golgi vesicle-mediated transport. The coding region runs from base 15 to 338 and encodes 107 amino acids. NCBI's taxonomy places the organism in Eukaryota, Metazoa, Chordata, Lepidosauria, Squamata, Viperidae. The record is from RefSeq and is a predicted model, not a curated record. The transcript is spliced from 4 exons. Gene Ontology annotation, cellular component: COG complex.
CUUCUGGUGCCAGCAUGGAAGGACUGAAAAGUACUCCGGAGACGGGCACGGCCGCCCUUUCCGAGCCGCGGACUGGGGAGCUCCUGGGAGAUGAAUGUUAUGCAGACUUUUUGCGGGAAGACUUUGACGUCAAGGCCUAUACCUCCCAAUCAAUUCACCAGGCUAUUAUUGCUGAACAAUUAGCAAAGCUUGCUCAAGGGAUCAGCCAGUUAGAUAAAGAGCUCCACCUGCAAGUAGUUGCGAGGCAUGAGGACUUGCUGGCACAAGCAACUGGCAUAGAGUCUUUGGAAGGAAAGAUUAACACGGAAAUGAAAUUGACAGCCUUCGAUGUUUUCUAA